Perca flavescens (yellow perch) is the source of this 1838-nucleotide messenger RNA. RefSeq names its product glutamate decarboxylase 1. Lineage: Eukaryota; Metazoa; Chordata; Actinopteri; Perciformes; Percidae. Gene Ontology annotation, cellular component: presynaptic active zone; cytoplasm. The transcript is spliced from 16 exons. Gene Ontology annotation, molecular function: pyridoxal phosphate binding; glutamate decarboxylase activity. The record is from RefSeq and is a predicted model, not a curated record. Gene Ontology annotation, biological process: GABA biosynthetic process. The coding region runs from base 1 to 1752 and encodes 583 amino acids.
AUGGCCACGUCUGAACCGAGAGCCACUGGCGGGGACCAGGACCCCAACUCUGACAAUUUAAGACCUCCGUCCACAACCUACGAAUAUGCGUGGAUGCACGGAUGUACACGGAAACUGGGGAUGAAGAUUUGUGGGUUCCUGCAGAAGAACAACAGCCUGGACGAGAAGGGGAGGCUCGCGGGCCAGAAGAACUUGCUCUCGUGCGAUAACAGUGACAGGGACGCGCGCUUCCGCCUCUCCGAGACCGACUUCUCCAAUCUGUUCGCCAGAGACUUGCUGCCAGCCAAAAAUGGAGAAGAGCCUACCAUUCAGUUUUUGUUGGAGAUUGUGGACAUCCUCACCAACUAUGUCAAGAAGACUUUCGACCGCUCCACUAAGGUGCUGGACUUCCACCACCCCCACCAGCUCCUGGAGGGCAUGGAGGGCUUCAACCUGGAGCUGUCCGACCAGCCCGAAUCCCUGGAGCAGAUCCUGGUGGACUGCAGGGACACGCUCAAAUAUGGCGUCCGGACAGGUCACCCACGAUUCUUCAACCAGCUGUCCUCUGGUCUGGACAUCAUCGGUCUGGCCGGAGAGUGGCUCACCUCCACCGCCAACACCAACAUGUUCACCUAUGAGAUCGCUCCAGUGUUUGUGUUGAUGGAACAGCUGACUCUGAAGAAAAUGAGAGAGAUGAUUGGUUGGGCCGGUGGAGAGGGAGAUGGACUCUUUUCACCAGGGGGCGCUAUCUCCAACAUGUACAGUGUGAUGAUGGCACGUUACAAGUAUUUCCCCGAGGUCAAGACCAAGGGCAUGUCUGCGGCUCCUCGCCUUGUCCUCUUCACAUCCGAACACAGCCACUACUCCAUAAAGAAGGCUGGAGCUGCUCUGGGUUUUGGCACUGAUAAUGUGAUCCUGUUGAGCACAGAUGAGAGGGGGAGAGUCAUUCCUGCAGAUCUGGAGGCCAAGAUCAUUGAUGCUAAACAGAAGGGAUAUGUGCCAUUGUUUGUGAAUGCCACAGCUGGUUCAACAGUGUAUGGUGCAUUUGACCCCAUCAAUGAGAUCGCUGACAUCUGUGAGAAGUACAACUUGUGGCUCCAUGUUGAUGGUGCGUGGGGUGGUGGACUACUGAUGUCCAGGAAGCAUCGCCAUAAGCUUGCUGGAGUUGAGAGGGCCAACUCUGUCACGUGGAACCCUCACAAGAUGAUGGGCGUGCCUCUCCAGUGCUCUGCAAUCCUGGUCAGAGAGAAGGGAAUCCUGGCAGGCUGUAACUCCAUGUGUGCUGGCUACCUGUUCCAACCAGACAAACAGUACGACGUCAACUACGACACAGGAGACAAAGCAAUCCAGUGUGGCCGACACGUUGACAUCUUUAAGUUCUGGCUCAUGUGGAAGGCCAAGGGCACCAUAGGGUUUGAGCAGCACAUUGACAAGUGUUUGGACCUGUCUCAGUACCUGUACAACAAGAUCAAGAACAGGGAGGGAUAUCAGAUGGUGUUUGAUGGAGUGCCCCAGCACACCAAUGUUUGCUUCUGGUACAUCCCACCCAGCCUGAGAAGCAUGCCUGAUGGCGAGGAGCGGCGAGAAAAACUCCACAGGGUAGCGCCAAAGAUCAAGGCCAUGAUGAUGGAGUCAGGGACCACCAUGGUGGGCUACCAGCCUCAGGGCAAAAAUGUCAACUUCUUCCGCAUGGUCGUCUCCAACCUCGCGGUCACCCAGUCUGACAUCGACUUCCUCAUCGAUGAGAUUGAGAGGCUCGGUCAAGAUCUGUAGUCCCUCUCAGCCGUCGCUGCUUUAGCGGCCAAAGGGCGAUCAUGCAGUCGUCUAUCUGUUGUAUUUCCAAGGCAAAUGCCAAUGAG